Oryzias latipes (Japanese medaka) is the source of this 2103-nucleotide messenger RNA. RefSeq names its product protein disulfide isomerase family A, member 3 (gene pdia3). Gene Ontology annotation, molecular function: protein disulfide isomerase activity. The record is from RefSeq and is a predicted model, not a curated record. Gene Ontology annotation, cellular component: endoplasmic reticulum; cell surface. Lineage: Eukaryota; Metazoa; Chordata; Actinopteri; Beloniformes; Adrianichthyidae. Gene Ontology annotation, biological process: response to endoplasmic reticulum stress; protein folding.
CUCUGGUAAGAAGAGGUCCCGCUGCCUGUGAAGAUCCUGAGCGGCUCUUGUUCCUUUCUCUUUCUUUAUCGUUUUCUGUCUUGGCCUUAACUGAGGAGCUUGCAGCUUUGGCGUUCACGCUGUCAAACCGACGCGAUAGAGGACAGCCGCGAACUCCUCCUGCAUCAUUUUUGCUUAUUUGAAGUGGACUGCCCCGUGAGAGAUGCUAAGGUUGAUCUUUUUAGCCGCUCUGGCAGGUUUCACUCGGGCCAGUGACGUGCUCGAGUACACGGAUGAUGACUUUGAAAGCAGGAUUGGAAAUCAUGAUCUGGCUCUCGUGGAAUUUUUUGCUCCUUGGUGUGGUCAUUGUAAACGACUGGCCCCUGAAUACGAAGCAGCAGCCACACGCUUGAAAGGCAUUGUUCCACUCGUUAAGGUCGACUGCACCGCCAACAGCAACAUAUGCAGCAAGUAUGGCGUCAGCGGGUACCCAACUUUGAAGAUCUUCAGAGAUGGAGAGGAAUCUGGUCCUUACGAUGGUCCCAGAAGUGCAGAUGGGAUCGUCAGUUUUCUGAAGAAGCAGGCUGGCCCAGCUUCAGUGGAGCUCAAGACGGAUGCUGACUUUGAGAAGUUCAUCGGAGAUCAAGAUGCAAGUGUUGUUGGGUUCUUCGCCGAUCAGAGCACUUCACAGGCCGAGUUCUUGAAGGCAGCCAGCGCCUUGAGGGACGACUAUCGCUUUGCCCACACCAACUCUGAAGCUCUUCUUAAGAGCAACGGCAUUGAUGAAGAGGGAGUCGUCCUAUUCCGCCCGCCUCGCCUCAACAACAAGUUCGAGGAGAACUCUGUCAAAUUCACAGAAGACAAAUUCACCAGCAACAAAAUCAAGAAGUUUAUUCAGGAGAACAUCUUUGGAAUCUGUCCACACAUGACUGACGAUAACAAAGAUCAGUUGAAAGGAAAAGAUCUGCUGGUGGCUUAUUAUGAGGUCGAUUAUGACAAGAACCCCAAAGGUUCCAACUACUGGAGGAAUAGAGUGAUGAAGGUGGCAAAAAGCUUCCUGGAUCAGGGCAAGAAGCUUAACUUCGCUGUGGCCAACAAGAACACGUUCAGCCACGAAGUGUCGGAGUUCGGGCUGAGCAGCAGCUCGGGGGAGCUCCCCGUAGUGGCCAUCCGCACCUCCAAGGGCGACAAAUACGUCAUGACGGAGGAGUUCUCACGUGACGGAAAAGCUCUGGAGCGUUUCCUGCAGGACUACUUUGAUGGGAAGCUGAAACGCUACCUUAAAUCUGAGCCCAUUCCAGAGGACAACGACGGCCCUGUUAAGGUCUUGGUGGCUGAGAACUUUGACUCCAUCGUCAACGACGACAGCAAAGAUGUUCUGAUUGAGUUCUACGCCCCGUGGUGCGGACACUGCAAGAACCUGGAGCCCAAAUACAACGAGCUGGGAGAAAAGCUGGCCAAUGAUCCCAACGUUGUCAUUGCCAAGAUGGACGCUACAGCCAAUGACGUUCCAUCUCCGUAUGAAGUCAGCGGUUUCCCCACGAUCUACUUCUCUCCAGCCGGUCGCAAGACGUCCCCAAAGAAAUAUGAAGGAGGUCGGGAGGUCAGCGACUUCAUCUCCUACCUGAAGAGAGAGGCCUCCAACCCGUUAGUGAUGCAGGAAGAGCCCAAGAAGAAGAAGAAGGAUGACAAGUCAGAGCUAUAAGACGUCCAAACAGGAACUGAAACCCCACACGCGUCAUCACCAGGAGGAAUGGGAUUGGGGCAAAGAACUAAAUUAUAGUCCACUAUUUUAGUGAACUGCAGAAUGCCGUGGACCUGAAGUCCAAGUUUUCCUUCCAUUGGUCUUCUGCUGCUCUGGGAAUUCUGUGGAGGGAUGGUGGCCAGGGUCUCAAAACUGAAACCUUUUUUCUUUUUUUGUAUUUUUUUUUUUUUGUCUUGGAGAAUGAGGGGCAGCUUAUGUGGGGAAAAUGAUUUCUUUGGUCUGUCUACGACACCACAGACUGAUGCACUUUGGUUUAAUGUCAGUUUCUGAUCAUCUGUUGCUUUAGAUGUCCUCGCCAUCAUGGGAUUUUCCUUAUUCCGUAACUGGUCUCCCCCCCCCCCCCUUUUUUUUUUUUUUUU